Messenger RNA from Laetiporus sulphureus 93-53, 1444 nucleotides. RefSeq lists its product as uncharacterized. The transcript is spliced from 4 exons. Lineage: Eukaryota; Fungi; Basidiomycota; Agaricomycetes; Polyporales; Laetiporaceae. Gene Ontology annotation, molecular function: GTPase activity. Gene Ontology annotation, cellular component: cytoplasm. The record is from RefSeq and is a predicted model, not a curated record. Bases 178 to 1218 code for a protein of 346 amino acids.
AUCUGUUUCAAGUUAGGCUUGACAUCAUGCCUCCCUUGUCCCUCAAUUGAGGGAUCACUAGUUUGAGCUCACUCUCUUUCGUUGACCAUUGAUCUAACUUGAACUGAAGUUGACAAUUGCUGGAUUUGUCACUGGAGGAUCCCUGCUACUUAGUUGCUGCAAAAUCCCUGCUGAGCGAUGCCUUUCGGAGAAGUGGUCUGCGGCUCUCCUGGAAGCGGGAAAUCUACCUAUUGCUAUGGCAAACACCAACUGUUCACUGCUCUCAACCGACCGAUCUCCAUUGUGAACCUCGAUCCUGCGAACGACAACAUCCCAUAUCCAUGCGCCAUCGACAUCUCGUCGCUGAUCACUCUGGAGGAUGUCAUGAACGAACACGGCCUCGGGCCAAACGGGGGCAUGCUCUACUGCAUGGAAUACCUGGAGGCGAACUACGACUGGCUGGAGGAUAGGCUGAAGGAGCUGGGCAACGACGCAUAUAUCCUGUUCGACCUGCCAGGCCAGGUCGAGCUGAGCACGAACCAUGAGAGCGUGAAGAACAUCGUGCACAAACUGGCCAAGAGCGGCUUCCGCCUAGCCGCAGUCCACCUAUGCGACGCGCACUACGUGACAGAUGCGGCAAAGUAUGUCUCGGUGCUGAUGCUGGCGUUGCGAGCGAUGCUUCACCUCGAGCUUCCUCACGUCAACGUGCUGUCCAAAAUCGACCUCAUUCAGCAAUACGGCGAUUUAGACUUCAACCUCGAAUUCUACACUGAAGUGCAAGACCUGUCCUACCUGGAGAACGCCCUUUCCGCAUCUUCACCACGCUACAAAGAUUUGAACAUGGCCAUAUGUUCCCUCGUCGAAGAUUUCGGGCUUGUAGGCUUCGAAACACUCGCAGUGGAGGACAAGGAGUCCAUGCUGCAUCUCUCACGCGUCAUUGACAAAGCCACGGGCUGCGUCUUCGUUCCGCCACCGGAAGCCAAGCAGCCCCCGGGUACGGUCGAGGCGAAAGGUGUUCCGGCGACAGCGCGGCCAAACGUACACGCACUCUUCACCAGCGCUGCCGGGCCAAUGCAGGGCCCGAGAAGCGAUGUGAGAGACGUGCAGGAGCGAUGGGUUGACGCCAAGGAGGAGUGGGAUGCUUGGGAGAAGGCGCAGUGGAGGAAGGAAGGACAAAUGGUUCAGGAGGCUGCACGGAAAAGUAAGAUACGAGAAAGAGGUGCAAGGGAGAAAACGUGAUUGACCGAAAAGCAAGUUUGACUUCUGCGGUCUGUCCGAGUAUAACGUUGUCGAUGGCCUCUACCGUGAGUGGCAGGGAAGAUUCAUUUAGAGGCUUCAGUGUCGAAGUUAGCAUGUUUCCUGCUUUGGUCCGAAUUUUGAAGUCCUGGUAAAAGUUGGGAGGAUAUUAAUGGUAUGAAUCAUGUAUAUCUUAUUGCAGGAUGGACAUUUUGAACAGUCUACGAGC